AUGUCGAUUUUGUCGGGCCCAGUCUCACCGUUUGCACUUUUUGUGCUCUCAGACAAGAUCGGUGCCGAUUAUAUCAAUCGAUUUGUUCAACGCACCGCAAACAGCAAUGACGGUGAUUUCUUCUUGACUGUCGUUCAUAUCCAGGAUGACUUCAACCCAUACAUCUGCGCCCCAAACAUUCGCACCAUUGACAAAGGUGACGACGAGCGAAAUCUUGACGAGCAGGGCACACGCCCUCCUAUUACCAAUUGCUUCACGUUGCCUUUUGUCGGAAAAUCUCUCAAAGACUGCGCCGAGUACUUGCGGAAAAGUCCCGAUGGCAAAGCCUGGUCGAAUGAAUACUUUUGUGCUCUGAGUGAAGAGGAUGUUGGCGGGGACACGGUGAUGCUGGAAAUUGUACACGGCUUUUGGGGAUAA
Messenger RNA from Akanthomyces muscarius, 417 nucleotides. RefSeq lists its product as uncharacterized. The transcript has 3 exons. The coding region runs from base 1 to 417 and encodes 138 amino acids. Lineage: Eukaryota; Fungi; Ascomycota; Sordariomycetes; Hypocreales; Cordycipitaceae. The record is from RefSeq and is a predicted model, not a curated record.